UGAAAGCAACAGGCUUCCUUGCGCUCUGCCUUUGGGGGAGCACGUUCAGCCCCCGCGCCGCGGGUGGGCACGAGCUGGCACGCUGCCCCCGGGAGCGCUGCCCUCGGCAAUGGACAGCCCCAUGCCGCCCCCGUCCCGUUUUGCUUUAAAUCCUCAUCAUUAAGCAGUUGCAACUUCCUCCCUCUACAGCGGUGCCGAGCUCUGCGAGGAGCUCCUAGCUCCCCCCGCCCGCGGCUCUCAAUCAAGCAGCGCCUAAGGGACCCUUCUCCUCGUGCGAGGCCCUCUGUGGGUGGCUUCUUUUUAUUUCGCCUCCCGUUUAAAAAGACGCCAACCUGUCCGCCGAGCAUGUUUCCCUUCUAGUAAGGAAGCUCCACCUCUGCGAGGACUUGAUUCGUCUAGCACUUUUUAAGAUAAUUUAUGGAGCAACCUGAGGAGCUUAUUGGCCAAGUUGCAUGGUCCUUUUAGAGUCGGAUCCUACCUGGCUGGGGGGUUGUCUGCCUCUCGCUCCUACGCGCUUGGGGGAUGCCGAGAUUGCAGAGUAACUACUAGAGAGUGACUAGUAAGAGAAGAGAGACUUAAAGCCAAUGGAUUCAUGGAGGCGUCCCUCCUUCCCGUGGCCUCUGUGCAGUCCCCGCAGCAGGAUGAGGCUUCUGCUCCUGCUAUUGACCGUGCGGUUGGGGAACUGUGCUGAUAAAGCAGAUGAUGAGGAUGAUGAAGAUCUAACAGUGAACAAAACAUGGGUACUUGCACCAAAGAUACAUGGUGGAGAUGUCACUCACAUACUGGACUCGUUACUUCAAGGCUAUGACAGUAAACUUCGGCCAGAUAUUGGAGUGAGAACUACGGUAAUUGAAACAGAUGUCUAUGUUAACAGCAUUGGCCCAGUUGAUCCAAUCAAUAUGGAAUACACCAUAGAUAUAAUUUUUGCCCAGACUUGGUAUGAUAGUCGCCUAAAGUUUAACAGCUCAAUGAAAGUGCUUAUGCUUAAUAGCAAUAUGGUUGGAAAAAUUUGGAUUCCAGACACUUUCUUCCGUAACUCAAGAAAAUCUGAUGCUCAUUGGAUCACAACUCCAAAUCGUUUGCUUCGAAUCUGGAGUGAUGGACGAGUAUUGUAUACUCUGAGGUUGACAAUUAAUGCUGAAUGUUAUCUUCAGCUUCAUAACUUUCCUAUGGAUGAGCAUUCCUGUCCUCUGGAGUUUUCAAGCUAUGGAUACCCCAGAAAUGAAAUUGAAUACAAAUGGAAGAAAACCUCUGUUGCAGUCGCAGAUCCCAAAUACUGGAGAUUGUACCAGUUUGCAUUUGUAGGGUUACGAAAUACAACUGAAAUUUCUCAUACUCUGUCUGGGGACUAUAUUAUCAUGACAAUCUUCUUUGAUCUGAGCAGACGUAUGGGAUACUUUACUAUUCAGACAUACAUUCCUUGUAUACUAACAGUUGUUCUUUCAUGGGUCUCAUUUUGGAUUAAUAAAGACGCUGUGCCUGCAAGGACAUCAUUAGGUAUUACUACAGUACUGACUAUGACAACACUAAGUACAAUUGCUAGGAAAUCUCUCCCCAAGGUUUCAUAUGUGACAGCAAUGGACCUUUUUGUUUCAGUUUGCUUCAUUUUUGUGUUUGCUGCCUUGAUGGAAUAUGGCACCUUGCAUUACUUCACCAGCAACAAAAAAGGGAACAAAGAGAAAGAGAAGUCAUCAAAACACAAGCCAGCUAAAUCGUCUGCAAUUGCUGUCCGUCCUGGAUCAACAUUAAUAGCAAUUAACAACAUUAAUCACCUCCAGCAGCGUGACCAGGAUUAUGGAUAUGAGUGCCUCGAAGGCAAAGACUGCACCAGCUUUUUUUGUUGUUUUGAAGACUGCCGCACAGGUUCCUGGAGAGAAGGAAGAAUACACAUCCGUGUUGCCAAAAUCGACUCCUAUUCUCGAAUCUUCUUUCCAACAGCCUUUGCCUUGUUCAAUCUCGUUUACUGGAUUGGCUACCUUUACCUAUAAAUUCCAGAGGUUUGACAAACUCAGAAAAGGGAUAAGUUAACACCGAUACUGUUUAAUGUACCUCAGUGAACAAUAUAGAAUUAGAGCUGCUCAAAAUUUCUGAAAUUCGCAUGAAAAUUGAAAUUCUUGAAAAAAAGAAAGGAAAUAGAAUGACAUUUUCAUACUUUUCCAUCUCUAAUUAAUCAAUUAUAUAGAUAAUUUUUAACUUUUGAAAUUAGGGGCGAAACUUUCAAAAUACUUUUUCUGAAAUUCUUCCUUUUUUCCAGCUCUAACAAAAAUGCAGAGAAACCAGUGGUUAAAUGGCUGAAUCAGGCACCUCUUCAUAACUUUUAAGUUUUGUUUUUAAAUGGAAUAACAGCUAAACAUUGUAGCAUCUCUUACACCAAAGUUAACAAAGCCUUAAUAAAACAGGUUUAGCGCCACUGUUACUGAAUCAUUCUCAUAUCUACCUUUUCUACCACAGAGUGACUUUUAAAAAUAAAAAACACCUGAACUUUUAUAAAUUCCUGUUUUAAAGAGGUUGGCAUGGAAUAUUCCUCUGGUCCAUUUAACCAUUUGUCCUCUGCAUAAUACUGGUUACAAGUAUGUGUAAACCUGAAUGCACUUAAUUAGCACUUAAUGAAAGCAGCAUGAAACUGACAGGUUAUACGAAGGCAAUAGUAAUUCUGAACUGGUGUGAUCCUGACCAUCACAUAAGUUUUGUGCUUAAGUUUAUGCUUGUACUUUUCCCAUCAUUACUUAGCUAUUGGUAGUUUCCUAGGGUUCCGAAAAAAGGGCAAAAUCCUGCAGAGAUUCUUAACUAGUGUAAAUUGGUGCAGCUCUACUGAUUUCACCAGAACUAUUCCACUUUAAACCAGAUCAGGAUUUGGCCCUGAACAUGGUGCUUCUCCUUCCUCUCUCCUGCUCCCUUCCCCCAACUAGUCUCAUUCAUUUAAAUGGACUACCCGUAGUUGUAAAAAGCAUUGUGCUCAGUAGAGUUUGUAAGACUUGGGGCCAGCUAUUGUUCUCCCAAAUUCUGCCACUGCCACAUGACAUUCAGAGGCAUUACUUUCCAACUCCAGCCCUCAGAGCAAAGGGCAUGGCCGCCUUCAUUUCAUCAGAAACCCAUAUUGUUUACUGGUUAAUCCAAAAUGGCAGUGCUUCUAUUGAUUCUGUUUGUCUCUGUGUGUCUCCUUCGGAGCCAACACUCAAAAGCAGCAGUUUUAGUACACUUGUAAUAUGAAUUGUUUCAUAAUAGCUAUUGUAACAAUUGUAUAUUUAAUUGGAAAUGUGUGGUGUUGAGAAAGAAAAAUAAUUAUGCAUUUCAGGUAAUUCUCCAUGGAGCAAAACACAUCCCUAAAAAGCAUAGGACCCUGUCAUACACCCCCUCCUCACUCAGAUGUCCCAUUGACAUUAGUGGAUAUUGUGCAAGUGGUGGACUUUCCAGACUGAGCUCACUGCUUGUUUGCUGGCUAAAUUAAUUAGCACUUUUACAUCAUCAAUAAUUUUGCCUUCACUGCAGAAAAGUACAAUCCUUUCUGCUUUCUGACCUUUCAUAGACAAUGAAACUGGUCUCAAGCUAACCCACAAAAGUCAGCUGUGUAAUUGAAGAAUUCCUUAACUAAAAGUCAAACAAGGAUACUUUAAAGGGGAUUUAUGGGACAAGGAGUUGUCUACUAUAGAUGGGGCUUAGUGAAGACUUCACUGUGCCAGAGGAUACCUCCACAAAGCAUAAAGAAAAUAACUGAUAGCUUGAAGUAGACAAAGAUUUAUCAUUUUAAAGGGGAAGACCCGAGAGUUCUAUUGAAUAGCAUACCUUCUCUGGAUGUGUCUCAGAAACAUGCUGUAUCCUUAUAGUCGCUGAUACAAGAAACAAUAUGGCUUGAUAUAAAUUCGACACUGAAUUCAGAGGUCCAGAUCCUCAAAAAUAUGUAGGUGCCUAACUCCCAUUGAAAUCAAUGGGAUUUAGGAGCCUUAACGUCUUUUGAGGAUCUGGGCUAGAGGAACUACUCAUGUGAAAUUUGAAAACUGCAUUUGACCUCUGAGUUCAAUGAAGAAUCAAAGGCCAAAAAAAAAACCAAACCCUGGGGGGUUUCUGGGGGGGGAAAUGUAUUGAUGGACACAGUUUAAUGCAAACUUUAUUUCAAUAUUUAGCUGAUAGAAUGUAGAAAUGAUCAGGAGAAUCUGAAAGACUGCCACUGACAUUGUCAGAUUUCUUUUACUGGGUGACCUUUUCAGAGCUCAGGCCUUUUCGGAGCUUAGGGAGCUCAGCCUUUUGCAGGAGGAAAUCAGUACUUCACUGUUGCAGAGGGAACUCUGUCUUGGCACAUCCGGUUAGUUAUUUCUAUUUCAUUUAGUUGUCAGUUGCCAAUCAGCUCCAGUGAAUGAAUUAGCAAAGAGAGAACAUCCUGAAUUGGCAGGGGAUUGACAAGAAGUCUGUCAUCUCUAAUUUGUAUGAAACAAUGUAAUGGAGUAUUAAAGCUAUUGAAUGUUAGGGCUGUUUGGUUUAUAAAUACACUUGCUUCUGUCUGUUAACCAACUUUUGUGUGUACCUCAUUUGUUUCUGGUGAAAUCAUUUCAGGUCUUCAUAGUACUGUGUGUGCAAACAGAAAUGAGAAUGCAGUGAACUAUAACUUGGCAUGGAAUAAAUGUGUUGAUUUAGCCCUACAUGUUUCCUUUCUAGUCUGCAUGGAAACACUCCCUAGAUACCAAGACAUCUAACUGAACUUAAUGAAAAAUGACAGAGAUUAGAUGUGAUCAUCUUUCAAAUACACAUAGCUAUAAAAUGGAGAGUGGCUUAUUUGGUGAAGUAUGCCAUUGUGAGAUCUGGAGGUUUGGAGUAGUGCACUCUGGCCCCAAUUCAGCAUAGCACUUAAGUGCAUGCUUAAGUCCAUCCCUGUUCAGAACAAUACUUGGCCUGGAUUCAGGAAAGCACUUAUGCAUGUGUUUAAGUGGUCUCAAGAAUAGAGAUGUUUUCCUAAAAUGAGGCCUUAAACAUGUGAUUUCAAUAGGCAGCACUUAAAUGACUGAGCCCUAACAACAUGAUCCAAAGCAUAUUUAAGUUGAUGGGAGGUUUUCUCAUUGAUUGCAAAGGGCUUUGGAGCAGCUGCCAUAUAAAUGAAGACGGGUGGGAAAAUGGAAAUAGAGAAAACUGCAUGAAACUGUGCUUCAUAGGCUUGGGAAAUUUCUGAAAUGUUUCUUGUGAAAGAUCUUAAGUGAUACUUUUAUAGUCAAGUGAUCAUCUCUCCAUUGUGUAGUUAAUGCAGCUAAAUGUGUUAUUUUGCAGCAAGGUUUUGUGUAUUUGAUUGUAUUUCACUCAUUACCCUCAGUGUUUGAAUGUUUUAUUUUAUGUAGUGACAGGACCAAGCAAAAAAAAGUGAACUCUGAUUACUGUGCUUCACACAAUUUCUUUCAAUAUGCUUCACAGGCCUAGUCCCUUGUCUGAUGACAUGGAAUGUUGCAACAUUUUAAAGAAAAAAAUCACUUCCGACAAUGUUGUUUUGCCACUGUAAUUACCUGUUGCUUACUUGUUAUGUUAAUGUACGGUUUGUUUGAUAUUUGAAAGAUCUUUGUAAUUUGAUCAUCAUGUGAACCCUUAGCCUGUCUUUCGUAUCAAAAGCUCACAGAAAAAGAUUAUAUUUAUUUUUUAAAUAUUUGUAUAAAACCAGAUAUUUUGUUUGUAUCCUGCACCAUCACAAUUCAUAUUUUCAGAUUUACUGCAAAUAAGCCUAAUUUGUGUUUUUUUUAAAAUCCUUAUCGGUGUUUAAAGUUAAAUUGCACACUGUUGUAAUUCUUCUUUGCAUAGUCAUAUUUUCAAAAUAAUCUUUUAUCUGUUUUUAUGGUAUCCAUCUAAAAAUGCAGCUUCUAAUGAUUAUGCAUACAGCCAAUGGAAAGCAAAAUCAUUGUCCAUGAGCUAAUUAAACAAGUUACUAAAAUACAAGAACAGAACUUGACAGUAUUACUUUGUUUUCAUUUCUAUAGAAGCUUAAAUCUCCAACACACCUUGAUAAACAUGGCAAGGAAGCAAUUCACCGAGGUGUAGAAGUUCCACAUUGGCAGGUCUGCACACGUAAAGCAUCAACAUGGCAGAGUACAUGCACUGUAAGCUAUGGAAGGUCUCUGUCCUGGCUUUUAAUAAACUUGAGAUUUUCAAAAGCAUUCAGCAUUGGACUAAUUUUGUUCUUAGUGAGGUCAGUGGGAACUGUACCACUGACUUCAAUGGGACAGAAUUAGGUCACUUUUGAAAAACUUCACCCUAACAUCCUGGCCACUGUAUCAUCUUGGCUUCUUUUAGCUUUAGAGUAUCUUUCAGAGGUGCUCCGUGUGACACUAUUAGUCUCCCUGCAGGUUAAUUGACUGUCUGUUUUUAAAAUAGCAUCAGAAAAAAAAUUGUAACCAACCAGAUUUAAAAUAAGAAAUAAUUAAACAACACCCAGGGUUUUUUCUAGAGAUUAAUGACUGGCUGGAAGGAGUUAACGGCAUUAACCCCACUGGUCGUGAAUUUCUGUGAAAUAUCCUGUUAUAGGGAUACUAUUGUUAUUAUGAUUUUAAACUAAGGUGGAAAACAUUUUUGUUUUAUGGCUGAUUGUUUCAAUUGGUUUUUACAGGGCCUUUCUUGAGAAUUAAUGCCAUCUACAUUAAGCCAAGAAGAUUGCAUGAAUCACAUCUCAUUGUCUCAUAAAAAAUAUUCACUGUAUCUGCACAAAAAAUCAGACUAAGUAAAUAAAUUGU
Chelonia mydas (Green sea turtle) is the source of this 6698-nucleotide messenger RNA. RefSeq names its product gamma-aminobutyric acid type A receptor subunit gamma1 (gene GABRG1). NCBI's taxonomy places the organism in Eukaryota, Metazoa, Chordata, Testudines, Cheloniidae. The transcript has 9 exons. The coding region runs from base 585 to 1988 and encodes 467 amino acids. Gene Ontology annotation, biological process: regulation of postsynaptic membrane potential; synaptic transmission, GABAergic; chloride transport. Gene Ontology annotation, cellular component: dendrite membrane; neuron projection; GABA-A receptor complex. The record is from RefSeq and is a predicted model, not a curated record. Gene Ontology annotation, molecular function: inhibitory extracellular ligand-gated monoatomic ion channel activity; GABA-gated chloride ion channel activity; benzodiazepine receptor activity.